Molecule: messenger RNA, 1506 nt
Organism: Caenorhabditis briggsae
Lineage: Eukaryota; Metazoa; Nematoda; Chromadorea; Rhabditida; Rhabditidae
Exons: 13
Coding region: 1-1506 (501 amino acids)
Biological process (GO): carbohydrate transport
Cellular component (GO): membrane
Molecular function (GO): symporter activity
Source: RefSeq, a predicted model, not a curated record
AUGAGUGAGGAGGAUGCAGAUGUUGUUCAAGUUAGGCCGUGUGAAGAUGUAGUUGUUCCUAGAAGAAAUGUGCGGCCAGAUCAUGAUAUCAGUUUUGCCAGAAAAAUUGCUUAUGGGGUUGGACAUUUUUAUAAUGAUUUAUGCGCCAGUAUGUGGUUUACGUAUCUGAUGAUCUAUAUGGAAAAAGUUUUGAAGCUACAAAGCAGUCGAGCCGGGAUGCUAAUGCUCAUAGGACAGGUGACAGACGCUAUUUCCACUCCACUGGUGGGAAUAUUCAGUGAUUCCAGUAUUUUACCGACAUGUUUUGAUAAAAUUGGGAGGAGAAUUUCAUGGCAUCUUAUUGGAACCAUAUUGGUGUCUAUCUCGUUCCCGAUGAUUUUCAAUAGGUGCUUCCUAUGUAGAAGUGAUACGUCGGAGUGGUAUGAAAUGCUGUGGUUUGUUCCAUUUAUCAUGGUUUUUCAAUUUGGAUGGGCUUCUGUGCAGAUUUCCCAUCUUGCCCUCAUCCCAGAACUAUCGUCUGUUCCAUCCAGCAGAUCUACUAUGAACUCGUUAAGAUACGCAUUCACAGUUAUUGCAAACCUAUCCGUCUAUUUUGUGCUAGCCUGGCUACUGUCGGAAUCUACCGGACAUUCUGGAAUUGGCCCGUGGGAUUUGGGACAUUUUAGGUUAUCCGGCUGGCUAGUGGUGAUUCUUGGAAUAACAGUUUCUUUUGUGUUCUACGCAUUUACCAGAGAGCCAACAAACCAAAGAAGGAUCAGUCGUUUAAACUCAUUUUCAUCGGAAGCUAGUGAAUUGGCUCGCAUGCAUUGGACCAGUUGGUUUGGUUAUGUUCAAUUCUAUCAGAUUGCCCUUCUCUAUAUGCUCUCUCGUUUGUAUAUAAACAUCUCUCAAGUUUAUUUCCCGUUUUAUAUCACGAUGACUCAAAAUUACGAAAAAAAAUAUGUCGCUAUUCUUCCAAUGGUCUCCUACCUCUCAUCAUUCAGCGUCUCAAUGAUCAAUAGUACUCCGGUUGUGAGCAAACUCUCCAAAAAGAUACUCUACACAUUUGGGUUAGUAGCUGGACUGAUGUCAUGUGCUACAAUGUGGCUCGACCUACCAGGAUGGCGAAUUUACGGCUUGGCAGUAGGAAUUGGAAUAGCACAAGCAAUUUUGCUGAUAACCUCGCUAUCAAUCACAGCUGAUUUAAUCAACAAAAAUACAGAAAGCGGCGCCUUUGUCUACGGAGCGAUGAGCUUUUUCGACAAACUCUCAAACGGAAUCGCUUAUCAAAUUAUCGAAUUGUGGACCCCCGCCUACGAUGCUCUCAAACCACAUCAAGCGAGUGCCAUUUUUUAUCGACGAGUGAUGGUAUUCGUACCCGGAACAUGCUUGGUCCUUGCCUUUCUGGUUCUCUUAUCACUGGCACCAUUCAAGAUUGGCGAUAGGAGACGAGCACGUCCUGUUCGAGAUGAUGAACAAGCUAUUCUGGAUGACCAGGAUGACUUGUAUCCGGAGAUCACAGCUUGA